Gekko japonicus is the source of this 5529-nucleotide messenger RNA. RefSeq names its product Down syndrome cell adhesion molecule (gene DSCAM). Gene Ontology annotation, cellular component: plasma membrane; axon. Gene Ontology annotation, biological process: homophilic cell-cell adhesion; dendrite self-avoidance; axon guidance. Lineage: Eukaryota; Metazoa; Chordata; Lepidosauria; Squamata; Gekkonidae. The transcript has 31 exons. Bases 1 to 5529 code for a protein of 1842 amino acids. Gene Ontology annotation, molecular function: cell-cell adhesion mediator activity. The record is from RefSeq and is a predicted model, not a curated record.
AUGGAAGAACAAAGAAUUCUAAAGCUCUUUGGGUUUGUUAAACGUUGCAUAUCUUUGAAUCUUUCAGGAUCUAGAUUUCUCAUCACAUCCACGGGAGCCUUGUAUAUUAUAGAUGUACAGAAUGAAGAUGGAUUGUAUAAUUAUCGAUGUAUCACACGGCACAGAUACACUGGAGAAACACGGCAGAGCAACAGUGCUAGACUUUUUGUAUCAGAUCCAGCAAAUUCUGCUCCAUCUAUUCUGGAUGGGUUUGAACACCGUAAAGCCAUGGCAGGACAGCGAGUGGAGCUGCCUUGCAAAGCAUCUGGACACCCAGCACCAAAGUACCGUUGGCUGAAAGACAACGUUCCCUGGGAGCCUGACAGCAGGUUCCGGCUGACAGUGACAGGCCUGCUGAUAGAAAACACACGCCCAUCAGACUCAGGCAACUAUGUGUGUGAAGUCUGGAACAAUUAUGGUACAGCUGAGGUGAUAGGCCGCUUACACGUGAAACAGCCUCUCAAAGCCACAAUCAGUCCACGGAAAGUUAAGAGCAGUGUGGGUAGUCAAGUGUCCUUGUCCUGCGGUGUGACUGGAACCGAGGACCCUGAACUCUUCUGGUACCGGAAUGGAGAAAUCAUCAAUCCUGGGAACAAUGUGAGGAUCAUUGGGAUCAAUCAUGAGAACCUUAUUAUGGACGGCAUGGCAAAAAGCGAUGGUGGGGCGUACCAGUGUUUUGUACGCAAGGACAAGAUGUCCGCGCAAGACUAUGUUCAGGUGGUGCUAGAAGAUGGAACUCCCAAAAUAAUUUCUGCCUUCAGUGAGAAGGUGGUAAGUCCAGGAGAAGGUGUUUCCUUGAUGUGCAGUGUGAAAGGAACUCCUCUUCCCACAAUCACAUGGACAUUAGAUGAUGAUCCCAUCAUUAAAGAUGGCUCCCACCGGAUCAGCCAGAUCAUCACCUCUGAGGGGAACGUUGUCAGCUAUCUGAAUAUCUCCAGCACUCAGGUCCGAGAUGGCGGGGUCUAUCGUUGUACUGCCAACAACUCUGCUGGAGUCGUCCUGUACCAGGCUCGAAUAAACGUAAGAGGGCCAGCCAGCAUUCGACCAAUGAAAAAUAUUACAGCAAUAGCCGGGCGGGACACCUUAAUUCAUUGUCGUGUCAUUGGCUACCCAUAUUACUCCAUCAAGUGGUACAAGAAUUCUAACCUGCUUCCUUUUAACCAUCGUCAAGUAGCAUUUGAAAACAAUGGAACAUUGAAGCUCUCAGAUGUCCAGAAGGAAGUAGAUGAGGGUGAAUAUACAUGCAACGUUCUCGUUCAACCCCAGCUAUCCACCAGUCAGAGUGUACAUGUGACUGUAAAAGUACCACCUUUUAUCCAGCCUUUUGAGAGUCAACGGUUCUCUAUUGGACAGAGAGUCUUCAUACCAUGCGUUGUGGUCUCAGGGGAUCUGCCAAUCACAAUAACUUGGCAGAAGGAUGGCAGGCCAAUCCCAGCCAGCCUUGGGGUAACCAUUGACAACAUUGACUUCACCAGCUCCUUAAGGAUUUCUAAUCUUUCCCUCAUGCACAAUGGGAAUUAUACCUGUAUAGCUCGAAAUGAUGCCGCCGCCGUGGAGCACCAAAGCCAAUUAAUUGUAAGAGUCCCCCCUAGAUUUGUGGUUCAGCCAAGUGAUCAAGAUGGGAUUUAUGGAAAAGCUGUCAUUCUCAACUGCUCCGCAGAAGGCUAUCCUGUCCCCACAAUUGUCUGGAAGUACUCAAAAGGUGCUGGAGUCCCCCAGUUCCAGCCAAUUGCCUUGAAUGGGCGGAUCCAGCUUCUCACAAAUGGCUCCUUGUUGAUCAAGCAUGUACUGGAGGAAGAUAGUGGAUACUACCUCUGCAAGGUCAGCAAUGAUGUGGGGGCUGACGUCAGCAAGUCCAUGUACCUCACUGUUAAAAUUCCUGCUAUGAUAACCUCCUAUCCAAACACCACCUUGGCAACACAGGGUCAAAAGAAAGAGAUGAGUUGCACAGCACAUGGGGAAAAACCCAUCAUAGUCCGCUGGGAGAAAGAAGACAGAAUAAUUAAUCCUGAAAUGUCCCGCUAUCUUGUUUCCACAAAGGAAGUGGGUGAUGAAGUGAUCUCUACUCUACAGAUUUUGCCAACGGUGCGAGAAGACUCUGGUUUCUUCUCUUGCCAUGCCAUCAAUUCAUAUGGGGAGGACCGUGGAAUAAUUCAGCUCACUGUGCAAGAACCUCCAGAUCCUCCUGAAAUAGAAAUCCGAGAAGUGAGAGCCCGCAGCAUUGCCCUCAGGUGGACCAUGGGAUUUGAUGGAAACAGUCCAAUCACAGGCUAUGAUAUAGAAUGCAAGAACAAGUCUGAUUCCUGGGAUUCUGUUCAACGAACCAAAGAUGUUUCCCCCCAGCUGAAUCAGGCCACUAUCAUUGAUCUCCAUGCUUCCUCCACCUACAAUAUCCGCAUGUAUGCAAAAAACCGCAUUGGCAAGAGCGAGGCCAGCAAUGAGCUAACCAUCACCACAGAUGAAGCCGCUCCUGAUGGACCACCUCAGGAUGUUCAGCUUGAGCCCAUAUCUUCACAAAGCAUUAGAGUAACCUGGAAGGCUCCAAAAAAACACUUGCAAAAUGGGAUUAUUCGAGGAUACCAGAUUGGUUACCGGGAAUACAGCGCAGGGGGCAAUUUCCAAUUCAACAUCAUCAGUAUCGAUACCACUGGGGACAGUGAAGUUUACACUUUAGAUAACCUAAAAAAAUUCACACAAUAUGGCAUGGUGGUGCAGGCCUGUAAUCGCGCUGGAAUAGGACCAUCUUCUCAGGAAAUUAUUACAACAACUCUUGAGGAUGUUCCCAGUUCCCCCCCAGAGAACGUUCAAGCUAUUGCUACAUCACCAGAAACCAUCUCAAUUACCUGGUCUACUCUUGCCAAAGAUGCCCUCAAUGGAAUAUUACAGGGAUUCAGGGUUAUAUAUUGGGCUAACCUUUUAGAUGGCGAGCUGGGGGAAAUUAAAAAUGUUACCACCACGCAGCCCUUGUUAGAGCUUGAUGGCCUGGAAAAGUACACAAACUACAGCAUCCAGGUGUUGGCAUUCACACGAGCUGGAGACGGUGUCAGGAGUGAGCAGAUUUUUACACGCACAAAAGAGGAUGUUCCAGGUCCUCCUGCUGGAGUCAAAGCAGCUGCAGCUUCGGCCUCCACUGUGUUUGUAUCCUGGCUACCACCCAUCAAAUUGAAUGGUGUCAUCCGAAAGUACACUGUAUUCUGCUCUCAUCCAUACCCCACAGUAAUCAGUGAGUUUGAAGCAUCUCCUGACUCAUUUUCCUACAGAAUCCCCAACCUGAGUCGAAAUCGACAGUACAGUGUCUGGGUGGUGGCUGUGACGGCUGCAGGAAGGGGCAACAGCAGCGAAAUUAUCACUGUGGAACCAUUAGCCAAAGCUCCAGCCAGAAUUCUGACAUUCAGUGGCACAGUAACAACCCCAUGGAUGAAGGAUAUUGUCCUCCCUUGCAAGGCGGUUGGGGACCCAGCUCCUACAGUCAAAUGGAUGAAAGAAAGUAACGGGACACCCAGUCUAGUGAUGAUUGAUGGGCGAAGAAGCAUCUUUAGCAACGGCAGCUUUGUCAUUCGUACUGUGAAAGCUGAGGAUUCAGGAUAUUACAGCUGUGUGGCCACUAACAACUGGGGAUCAGAUGAAAUUAUUUUGAAUUUACAGGUACAGGUUCCACCAGACCAGCCUAAAAAUGGUGGCAGCUCUAUUCGAGGUUAUAUACUGCAGUACUCAGAAGACAACAGUGAACAGUGGGGUAGUUUUCCCAUUAGCCCCAGUGAACGUUCCUACCGUUUGGAGACUUUGAAGUGUGGUACCUGGUACAAGUUCACACUGACUGCUCAAAAUGGAGUGGGACCAGGACGAAUCAGUGAGAUCAUAGAAGCCAAAACACUUGGGAAAGAACCACAGUUUUCUAAAGAACAAGAGCUUUUUGCCAGUAUAAACACCACUCGAGUAAGAUUAAAUCUCAUUGGCUGGAAUGAUGGCGGUUGUCCAAUCACCUCCUUUACCCUGGAAUACAGGCCAUUUGGGACCACUGUAUGGACAACAGCUCAACGAACAUCUCUUACUAAAUCAUACAUUGUGUACGACCUUCAGGAGGCAACCUGGUAUGAGCUACAGAUGAGGGUCUGUAAUAGUGCCGGCUGUGCAGAGAAACAGGCCAAAUUUGCAACACUCAACUAUGAUGGGAGUACAAUCCCUCCACUCAUUAAGUCAGUUGUCCAAAGUGAGGAAGGUCUGGCAACCAAUGAAGGGCUAAAGAUGCUGGUGACCAUUUCCUGUAUCUUGGUUGGGGUCUUGCUGCUUUUUGUGCUUCUACUGGUUGUGAGAAGGAGGAGGAGGGAACAAAGACUGAAGAGACUCAGAGAUGCAAAGAGUCUGGCUGAAAUGCUUAUGAGUAAGAAUACAAGGACUUCGGAUACACUUAACAAGCAACAACAGACUUUGAGAAUGCACAUAGACAUUCCCAGAGCUCAGCUUCUGAUUGAAGAGAGGGAUACAAUGGAGACCAUUGAUGAUAGAUCUACAGUCUUGUUAACCGAUGCUGAUUUUGGAGAGACAUCAAAACAGAAAUCAUUGACUGUCACUCACACAGUACAUUACCAGUCUGUCUCACAAGCUACUGGACCACUGGUAGAUGUUUCUGAUGCACGGCCGGGAACAAAUCCUACAACACGAAGGAAUGCAAAAACGGGGCCCACAGCUCGCAACAGAUAUGCUAGCCAGUGGACUCUCAACAGACCCCAUCCCACUAUAUCAGCCCACACCUUAACAACAGAUUGGAGGCUACCAACCCCCAGGGCUGCAGGGUCUGUGGAUAAAGAGAGCGACAGUUACAGUGUCAGUCCAUCUCAAGAUACAGAUCGAGCUCGAAGCAGCAUGGUCUCCACAGAAAGUGCCUCCUCGACAUAUGAAGAGCUAGCAAGAGCAUAUGAACAUGCCAAGAUGGAAGAGCAGCUGCGACAUGCCAAGUUUACCAUCACAGAAUGCUUCAUAUCAGACACCUCCUCAGAGCAGCUAACGGCAGGGACUAAUGACUACACAGACAGCCUAACCUCAAGCACCCCAUCAGAAUCGGGGAUUUGCAGGUUUACUGCAUCACCUCCCAAACCUCAGGACGGAGGACGCGUGACAAACAUGGCUGUUCCAAAGGCACAUCGGCCAGGUGACGUCAUGCAUUUGCCACCGUAUCUUAGAAUGGACUUUUUGUUAAACCGAGGAGUUCCAGGCACUAGCAGAGACCUGGGUUUAGGACAAGCCUGUCUGGAACCUCAGAAAAGUCGAACCUUGAAGCGCCCAACAGUUUUGGAGCCAAUACCUAUGGAAACAUCAUCAACGAGAGAAGUACAGUCAUGGCAACCUGGUGCCGUAGCAACUUUACCUCAGCGAGAAGGAGCUGAGCUAGGACAGGCAGCUAAAAUGAGCAGCUCCCAAGAAUCCCUGCUGGACUCCCGGGGCCACUUGAAAGGAAACAAUCCAUACGCAAAAUCUUAUACCCUGGUAUAA